Molecule: messenger RNA, 453 nt
Organism: Lactuca virosa
Lineage: Eukaryota; Viridiplantae; Streptophyta; Magnoliopsida; Asterales; Asteraceae
Source: the annotation of a GenBank genome assembly
AUGCAUGAACCAAUCACCACUCUAUUCUUUUCUCAAUCAACUGAGGUUGAGAGAAUGAUUCAUGAAGAAGAAUCUAAUGAUGAUGAGAUCAUGGUAUCCUUUGUUGAUCUUGAAUUCGAUCUUGAGGAGGAAAAUGUUCCUGAUAACUUGACUAUGUCAGCAGUUCAUUCAAAAAGUUUUGACUACGAGAUUCAGAAGCUUCGUGGUGUGGCAAAAGAACGUCAUGAUAUAUUUUUUGAACAAGUGAAGAAAGUAAAGGAAUCUGUGGAUCUCAAAGUUGUUAACCUCAAAUCGGAGAUGUCAAAAGAGGUUCAGAAGAUGGAGCAAAAUUACACUUUCUUGCAUAGAAAAGUCGAUGUCAUUACGACAACUAUCACAAAGUUGGUUGCUUUAAACACUGAGCAUUCGAACAAGCUUGAAGCGAAGUCAAAAAAAAGAUUCUCAAGUGUCUGA